AUGGCGGAGCCCGAGAGGUCGCCUUACCGCAACGGUAUUGUGUCUAGUGGAUCCAGAUUGCCCAAGGAAGAGGAUGAAGCUGCUGCAGGAGAUAUGAUAGAAGUUCCACAGUCGACCGCCAUUAAAUCACAGGCCAAGUCCCCUCUCCUGUCCCAGACAUCUAAAAUCUCUUCCGCUACCACGACUCCCGGUGUUUCCGCUCCGCCCUCGACGGAUACUUCGACUUUUUCUUCUCGCGAACCGUCUCCCGUUCGUACAUCACUCCGUGCUGGCACGUCGAACUCCAUAUCGCAGUUACCGCCUUCUUCGCCGCGGAAGAAUAGCCAAGACCGAAGUCCGCCCAGGUCCACCCCCGAUCAAAAUCCUGGUCCUGCGUCCUCUACGGUACAACAAACCUCAUCACAGGCCGGUAAACCGCCCCUCCUCAGUCCUCCUUCGGGUACCGAGUCGGCCACCAAUGCUUCCAGUCGUGAUAAGUCCAACAUGCCAGUAUGGGCCACGUCGCGCCGGCCAGACCAAGAGUCGACCCAACCUAAUACUUCGAGCAAAAGGUCCUCAGUACCCUCCCCCGAUGACCUUACCGCCAAAGGAGACCGUUCCAUGCCUCGAACUGUGAGCAGGGGUCUCAACGGCUCGAGCUCUGCCUUAGAAACCGUACAAGAGAUGACCAGUGACCACUCGUCCCCGUCAAACGGCACGAUCCUCAACCAGCCCUUAACGGAAGAGCCGCAUUUGGAAAAGAUUGACGAGGAUGCGACUCCGAAGGCCAACAAACAAGGUGUGGAAAGCGGUAGCGAAAGUGGUGGCAACAAAAGUUCGGAACCGAUGGAUGAGAAACGCCGCAAAUCUUCGACUGGCGCGAAGGGAACCGGCACCAUCAUUCCGAAGAGAUCUACCACAUCCUUGAGCGGGAAUGGUGCACGUGGAAAACCUACUGAUGGAUCUGUACGGAAUAUGAUUGUCGAAACGGAAACGGUCAGCUCCAUACCCCAGGUCUCACUGAGUGCAGCCACUGGGGAUCGAGGGCAUACCGGUCGUGUCGAUCCUGGUACGCUUCGCAUGAAGCCCAGCACAGAAACGAUUCGGCCGAAGAAGGAAAAGAAGAAGGCCCGCAAACCGGCUCCGCUACCUAGCGGUGCAGCGUCGUCGAAGGCCGACAUCUUCGAGGCCAAAGUGGCAAGCGCAGUGGACGAAGCGGACGUUUCCGAUUCUGACGAAACAUUCGUUUAUGAGUCCAACCCGCCCGAUCCUUAUCCUGUCCGGCAAUCACGGUACCAUUCUCGAACACCGAGUGCUACCUCCAUGGCCAGCCAAGCCGAUCAGUUUGGCAGUCGGGCACGCCCAACAUUGCCGUCUGCUAAUCAUAGCGUUACUGGCAAACGAAGUAUGAAAUUCACGAAUAAUACCUAUAGUAACAGUCUGGAUGGAGACGCUGGCGAUGAAGGACCCAGCAAUGCACGGCACGAUGGCCCUGCUUCUCACACACGCCACCAUCACAUCGGACGGUAUGGACGCAACAACUUGUAUCCGUCCAUCUUUGACAGCGACUCGCCGUUCCCUCAGUCACAUUCGUAUAUCAAGUCUCCUCGACACUUUGUUGGAAGCGGGUAUCGACAGUCAAGACAACCCGGGUCUCGUGGAGUGCCAAACUAUCGCACCAUGGGUCAUUCCAAAAAGGCAGGAGAUAUGUAUGGCUACGACUAUGAUGCAGAGGGGGCAGAUGAUGAGCGUACGCCGUUGGUCGGCUCACCGCGCAUGCCGCGAAGUCGCCACGGCGGUCGACGGCCUAACAGUGCUAGUGUCCGUCAAAUGGAAUACAUGCACCGCCGGCGUGGCUAUAUGUCACGAUAUGGACUCUGUGCCGCCGUUUUCCUAUUACUCUUUCUGAUUAUCGGAGGUGCCACUUCGUUCAUUGUUGCAAUCACCAAACCACUACGGGAAGUCCACGUCGCUGCCAUUCAAAAUGUGUUGGCUUCCGAACAGGAGCUCAUGUUGGAUCUCAACGUGCGAGCUACCAAUCCCAACCUGUUUCCGGUGGUUGUUGACGAUAUGGAUGUCAACAUUUUCGCCAAGAGUCGAUUUGUCGGGACAGACAAGUUCUGGCGUGAACAUGGCUCUGAGCUCGACGACUUUCCUCCUGUUGAACCUAGGAGUUCGGAAGACCCGUCAGACCAGCUGGUGCACGUUACUGACGGGGUCGACCACGGUACCGAUCCCAUUCCCAACGAUCCUGUUGGAGAUCCACAGACAAUGCUCCUUGGCCGUGUAUUCCGCUUCGAUUCCUCUCUUGCCUUCGAGCCCUCACCAUGGAACUACAUGGCAUCAUCUUCCAAAGGACAAAUUCGUCUCCCGCGUCCAGGAAACAAGACAGAAGAAGGUGGCACUGAACGAUGGGAGCGAGUUUUACAGCACCCAUUUGACCUGAUUGUUCGCGGUGUUAUCAAAUAUCAACUACCUCUGAGUUCACGGUUCCUUUCUGCGUCGGUCAGCUCGAGUGUCAAGGUGACCCCGGAUAAGGGUGAUAAUAAUGGUGGUGGCCAUAAUGGUGAUGAUGACUCUGAGCAUGACCCUGAACAUCCCCCGAGCAACGACACGGUCAAAAUCACCUCUCGGAGACUACCUCGUCGAUAUACAUUUUCGGAGAGGAAAGACACGAUUAAUAUAUUUGAACGACCCUUUACGGCCUGA
This is a messenger RNA of Aspergillus chevalieri, 2688 nucleotides long. Its product is annotated as putative phospholipid metabolism enzyme regulator. The coding region runs from base 1 to 2688 and encodes 895 amino acids. Lineage: Eukaryota; Fungi; Ascomycota; Eurotiomycetes; Eurotiales; Aspergillaceae. The transcript has a single exon. The record is from RefSeq and is a predicted model, not a curated record. Gene Ontology annotation, cellular component: fungal-type vacuole membrane; PAS complex. Gene Ontology annotation, biological process: vacuole inheritance; positive regulation of phosphatidylinositol biosynthetic process; protein localization to vacuolar membrane.